Messenger RNA from Spodoptera litura, 399 nucleotides. RefSeq lists its product as uncharacterized. NCBI's taxonomy places the organism in Eukaryota, Metazoa, Arthropoda, Insecta, Lepidoptera, Noctuidae. The record is from RefSeq and is a predicted model, not a curated record.
AUGGAACUUAAUAAAUCUAAAAAACGGAUUACAUAUACACCCAGCCGAUGGCGCAUCCAUGAGUUUGAAAUAUGGAAUGGGGACCUUAUAUGUAAAGCUGCUGCACUACGUGUAGAAGGUGCUCUGUUACUGUGGCUCGGAGGCAGCGGCGUACCACAGCUCCACGAGAUAGCUCUCGGGAUGCCGUCGCUACAAACACAAGCCGAUACUGCAAAAGCUGCUCUCGCAACUACGCUCCUAGGAGAAGACGGAGCGGCCGCAGCCUUAGCUCGCCGGCUGUCUGCUGCACUCGCACGCCCUGUAUAUGUGUGCAGCGGUUUGGUGUUUGAUCGCUUCACCAUGCCACUUGUUGAAAGAGGACUCAUUAUGGAAAUUAAGAGCAGACCCGAAUGCUUUUAA